Hypomesus transpacificus is the source of this 3130-nucleotide messenger RNA. It is a transcript of the gene stk11, whose product is annotated as serine/threonine kinase 11. Gene Ontology annotation, molecular function: protein kinase activator activity; protein serine/threonine kinase activity; ATP binding. The record is from RefSeq and is a predicted model, not a curated record. Lineage: Eukaryota; Metazoa; Chordata; Actinopteri; Osmeriformes; Osmeridae. Gene Ontology annotation, biological process: protein phosphorylation; regulation of cell growth; establishment of cell polarity. Gene Ontology annotation, cellular component: cytoplasm.
GUGAGAGGUUGGCUUUCAGUGCGAAGCUUAGAGGGGGAGGUAAACAAGAUGGCGUCAAUCUGAGUGGCAGCUGGAACCAGAAUAGCAGACCUCUAAGAUCAGUACUGAGCUAGUUACAAAUACACUGCACAAAAAUAUACGAUAAUGAAAAGGACUUUUACACAUUUCGAAGACUCCGGACGUCUGGGUGGCUAGAUGGUGAGGAACAGAAGGCGGAUGACAAACUAAGAGAAUGACUAACAAUCGGUCACUCUAGUCAGCUCACAAGAACGUCAGGGUCUCAUGAACUCUUAAAAGAAAAAAAGAAUUGUUUAGCUUUGCUUGAAUCUGGACUAAAGAUCAAGCCAGCCGUUGGCACCAAGCUGUGCCCCUGAAGUCGACUAUGCACUGCGGAUAGGACCUUCGACAGAAAUGCUGUGCUGGAUUCAGAAGCAGGACUGGUCUUCUCUACCUCGGCCAGACACAGUCUCCUCCAAUCAGAUCACAGAUGGAGGUUACAUGGAGUUAAGUGGAGACGUGUAAUCUCUAGGCAACAGUCCCCCAUCCUCUCCUCUGCCCCUGUCCUGUCAGCAGUACAGAGAGAGAGAGAGAGAGAGAGAGAGAGAGACAAGAGCUAGGCUAUUGACUUGCACCUGACUGGUCCUAACCCGACGGGGUCUUGGCUGGCGAGCGUUCUGUGGAAGACAUACUGUGAGCCCACCUCGGGUUACCCUCAUGUUUACAUGUGACCAGAAGUCCCCUAUUACCGUGUUUGUGUUAACACUAAACUUUGGUUAUACCCCUACUGAUGUCCUUUGGGGCUUUUCCCUUGAACCGCCUUGUCCCGCUUGCAUCAAAGGACAAGAUUAAGUCCCAGCUCAGAUAAGAGGCAUCACUUGGACUUGCACCUGCUGUUCUGAGAUAACUGCCCUAACCCCCUCCUCCCCCCCGCCACACACCACACGCCUUCUCCUCAACCCUGCCCAGAAGGAAGUGCAGGCCAGGCCAAGUCACCCCCAUCUACUCACCCUCAGCCAGUCACCCCCAGCUAGUCACCCCCCCACCUAUAGUCCCUCCCCUCCCGGUCUCUCCACUCCCCAGACCUCCCCACCUGAGCACCAUGAGCAUGGGGGAGCACCUGGACUACCUGACGGAGAACGAACUGAUGGGGAUGGACACGUUCAUCCACCGCAUCGACUCCACAGAGGUGAUCUAUCAGCCCCGCAGGAAGCGGGCCAAGCUGAUUGGGAAGUACCUGAUGGGCGACCUGCUGGGAGAGGGAUCCUACGGGAAGGUCAAGGAGAUGCUGGACUCAGAGACUCUCUGCCGACGUGCCGUCAAGAUCCUGAAGAAGAAGAAGCUGAGGAGGAUCCCCAACGGAGAGGCCAACGUGAAGAAGGAGAUUCAGCUGCUAAGAAGACUCCAGCACAAAAAUGUCAUCCACCUGGUGGAUGUGCUGUAUAACGAGGAGAAGCAGAAAAUGUAUAUGGUAAUGGAGUAUUGCGUAUGUGGGAUGCAAGAAAUGCUGGACAGCGUCCCAGAGAAAAGGUUUCCAGUAUUUCAAGCUCAUGGGUACUUCUGCCAGCUGUUAGAUGGUCUGGAGUAUUUGCACAGCCAGGGAAUCGUCCACAAAGACAUCAAACCUGGGAACCUCCUGCUCACCACGGACGGAGCGCUCAAGAUCUCUGACCUGGGGGUGGCGGAGGCUCUACAUCCGUUUGCGGAGGAUGACACGUGCAGGACCAGCCAGGGCUCCCCGGCCUUCCAGCCCCCGGAGAUCGCCAACGGCCUGGACACCUUCUCAGGCUUCAAGGUGGACAUCUGGUCGGCCGGAGUGACGCUCUACAACAUCACGACGAGCCUGUACCCGUUCGAAGGGGACAACAUCUACAAGCUGUUUGAGAACAUCGGCAAGGGAGACUACAGCGUCCCAGAGGAGUGUGGGCCCCUUCUGUCAGACCUGCUAAAAGGAAUGCUUGAAUACGACCCUGUCAAGAGAUUCUCCAUACAGCACAUCAGACAGCACAACUGGGUGCGUAAGAAACACCCCCCCUCGGAGCCCCCGGUGCCCAUCCCGGCCAGUGCGGAGGGGCGUGACGCGUGGCGCAGCAUGACGGUGGUGCCCUACCUGGAGGAUCUGCACGGCUACACCGAGGAGGACGACGAAGACGGCCUAUACGACACAGAGGACGACAUUAUUUACACUCAGGACUUCACUGUGCCAGGUCAGGUAGCGGAGGAGGACCUGGUGGAGGUGGAGCGGAGCCGUGCGGCGGCCAGGCCGGUGUGUGUGAACGGUACUGAGGGCGGCUCGCCGCACAGCAAGCCCAAGACGGACCGCCGCUCCUCCUCAUCCUCCAACCCAUCACGUAAAGGAAGCUCCACCGCCAGCAAGAUCCGCAAGCUCUCCACCUGCAAGCAGCAAUGACCCCACCUCACCCCGCCUGGUAUAUACUCCCGUCCUUCUGUUUUGGAGUCUGUGUUGUGGUGAGAGACCCCUGCUGCCGUCAUGCCCACCUCUCCUGAACCACACAAACUCUAGAAGGAGGAAAGACUGGUGACAGAAAGAGAGGGAGGGCGAGGAGGAUGAUAAGGAGGAAAGGAGUACCGUGUUUACUCUAAGACUGAAGCCACUGGGUGUGAAGAGACUGUCUGACCUCUGACCUCUCUCCCCUCCUUUUCCUUCCAAGCGUCAACAAGGAGUCGUGGGCUUGUGCUGCGCCGUCAACCUCCCUUUUCCCUCCCCCUCCUCCCUCCCUCCCUCCCCCUUCUCCCUUCCUAGUUCUUAGAAUACCUUUAAUUUUUACAGUUGCCUAACUGCAGUUUUAAAAGACGCACAUUGUGAUGUGUAAAAAAAGAAUGAUGUUGAUAACGAUAAAGAAUAUGAAUAAUUCUAUAUUUAAACCGUGGUGAGGAUGGUGGUGAUGAAGCUGAUGUAGGAACCUGCAUGCUGUACUGAGUUUGGAGAAAGGGAACUGAAGGUCGGACUGCCUUGACGUCCACCUCUUAUGAGUUGGGAUUUUCCUUAUCUUUUUUCCAUUUAGUUUUUUUGUUUUGUUUUUUCCUUUCCAAUAAAUAUUUUUUAACUAUUAUUUAUAUAAAACACAUCCCAACCAAACCAUUCUAGAUGUCUGCCUCGUUCCUACAUUUC